This is a messenger RNA of Erpetoichthys calabaricus (reedfish), 2368 nucleotides long. Its product is annotated as potassium voltage-gated channel subfamily S member 1. Gene Ontology annotation, biological process: regulation of delayed rectifier potassium channel activity; protein homooligomerization; potassium ion transmembrane transport. The transcript has 3 exons. The coding region runs from base 460 to 1890 and encodes 476 amino acids. The record is from RefSeq and is a predicted model, not a curated record. Gene Ontology annotation, molecular function: protein binding; delayed rectifier potassium channel activity. Gene Ontology annotation, cellular component: membrane; voltage-gated potassium channel complex. Lineage: Eukaryota; Metazoa; Chordata; Cladistia; Polypteriformes; Polypteridae.
CACCUGUAACGCUCGGUCACCUUGCGCACGUCCCAUUUGAACUAAGGGCACCACCCAUUUCUUAAGGCGGCUGUCAGGCGCAGCUCUGGCUGAGGCGGCGGCUUGGGUUGGCAAACGCCACUGCACGAAUUGCGCGAGACGGUAAGACAUUCCCCACCCCUUGGAAGUCCUUCAAGGAAAAUGACGAUGAAGCUCGGGGUGUGGUACUGCUCGUCCAGCGUUUGAGAAGACAGGUGCUGGACAGGUCUGAGCAGCCGGCUGAGACGCGAGUCGUCCAGAGAGGGGGGGGAGAUGCAGAGAGAGAGAAAGUGAGAGAGAGAGAGAGAGAGAGAGAGAGCCUAUUCAAUGGCACGUGCGUGAGCUUCUCCGGGCACUGGAAUGGGCACAGAAGCAGAAAGACGCUGCAGAGGUAGCGAUCGGUCUUGUCAGGCAGAAAAGGCCAGAUUUACAUAGACAGCAAUGGUCAGUGAGACGUUCCAUGACUGGGAUUCAAGUUCUGAGGAGGAUGUCCUCAACAUUAAUGUAGGUGGCCUCAAGAGAAGCCUCUGCUCCAGUACUCUGAAAAAGUUUCCUGACACCCGACUUGGCCGGCUACUGUCUUGUGAUUCGGAGGAAUCCAUCCUUCAGAUCUGUGAUGACUAUGAUGUUACAGAGAAGGAGUUUUACUUUGACAGGAACCCCGGUCUGUUUCCGUAUGUGCUGCACUUUUACCAGACUGGGAAACUUCACAUUGUGGAGGACCUCUGUGUCUUCUCAUUCUGCCAAGAGAUUGAAUACUGGGGGAUUAACGAAUUCUUCCUUGACACAUGCUGUAGUUACCGAUAUCAUGACCGAAAGCUAGAGGAUCAUCACAAGAGCUGGGAUGAGGAGAGUGAUGUCAGUAGUAUUGACACCUCUGUGGAUGAAAUUUCUGACUUGAAUAAGGACAUGCAGCACUUCCAUGAUGUACGCUGUGGGAAUGUUCGCAAACGACUUUGGUUAACCCUGGAGAAUCCUGGCUACUCUAUUCCCAGCAAGCUCUUCAGUUUUUUGUCCAUUAGUGUGGUGAUCACGUCCAUCACAACUAUGUGCAUCAAUAGCAUCCCAGAGUAUCAGAUACUUGAUGAGGAUGGUAAGGUGCAGGAAGACCCCACGUUACAGAUCCUGGAGUAUUUUUGCAUUUGCUGGUUUACCUUUGAAGUUUUUGCUCGCAUGCUUCUGGCACCUAACACGAAAAAGUUCUUUCUACACCCACUUAACAUCAUUGAUAUUGUAUCUGUGCUUCCUAUUUACUUCACACUGCUGUUUGACAUGACAGUGGGGAGUGACUCAGAGCUGGGGAACUUAGGAAAACUUGUUCAGGUCUUGCGACUGAUGAGGAUAUUUCGAGUGCUGAAACUGGCAAGGCAUUCAACUGGUCUGAGGUCACUGGGGGCAACUUUAAAGCACAGCUACAGAGAGGUAGGGAUCCUGCUUCUUUACUUGGCAGUCGGCGUCUCGGUCUUCUCAGGUAUGGCAUACACUGCCGAGUAUGAAGAAGAGGUGGGGCUGGACACGAUUCCUGCUUGCUGGUGGUGGGGCACAGUAAGCAUGACCACAGUUGGAUAUGGGGAUGUGGUGCCAGUCACCAUUGCUGGGAAACUGGCAGCUUCAGGGUGCAUCCUGGGUGGCAUCCUGGUGGUAGCCCUGCCCAUCACCAUCAUCUUCAAUAAAUUUUCUCACUUCUACAAAAAGCAAAAAGCACUUGAAGCCUCAGUGCGCAAUAGCAACAACAAUUCAGUCCCGGAGUCUGAGAUUGAAGACCUGGACAGUCAUGGUCUGGAGGAAGCAACAUCCACCUACUUUCAAUUUGACCUGGGAACAAUCAGCCCAGCUACUGAUAGAAAAGCAUCUCCUUCUGCUUCAGUUUAAAUAUCUCCUGGUGCCAAACACAUGCUGUCAAAAAGGUCAUGAAGUAAGCUAACCUGAUAACAGACUGCUUUAUCAUAAUUUCAUGAAUAGACGUCCAGAGGAUUUUCCAGCAUGUAAUCAUGUAGAUUCGGUCUUAGGGAAUUCCAGAUCUUUUCAUCAGAAGGAGCUUUUACAUCCUCACAAGGAGUAGAGUUUAGAGAUGAGAUAUAUACCUUUUCAAAGCCACUGAAUCCACCUCAGGGUCAUGGGGGUUGGAGCCUCUCCCAAAAGCAUUGGGCUCAAGUCAGAAACCAGUCUUGGGCAGGGUGUGCCAGUGUCUUGGAGAUUCCAUUUUUUUUCUAAAAUAUACUAGUUCUACAGUAGGAACCUCUGAAACUCCCAGUUGUGUAUCCAUCCAAGAUUUGAAAUGUCACUAGAUAGACACCUGCAGAAGUGGCAGCAGGUUUUACCAGAUUCUAUCAGCCGCCACAAAAGUUUA